AUGUCGGAACUUAAGAUCGCACGAAUAGAUGUUUUUCAAGCCGAUCUCCCCUACUCGGGCGGCGUCUAUCAUCUAUCUGGUGGGCGAACCUAUAAGAAUUUUGACGGCACUAUUGUUCGGAUCACUACUCAGAGCGGUAUUGAAGGUUUCGGCGAAAGUACCCCUUUCGGUGCUACAUUCAUUGCUUCCCAUGCUCUUGGUGUCAGAGCAGGCAUCGCAGAAAUCGAUCCUCAUCUAAUUGGACUUGACCCCCGCGACGUUGAUCGUAUUAAUGACGCUAUGGAUGCCGCAUUGAUCGGCCAUUUGCACGCCAAGACCGCCAUUGACGUUGCGUGCUGGGAUAUCUUUGGCAAGCUCAAUCUCCCCCUUCUUACUUCGCUCCCUGUUGCCGAUGCGGAAAAUACCCGCAGGCUUGUUGCUGAAGCUCGGACGGCGGGCUAUACCGGAUUUUCAGUCAAGAUAGGAGAGAAUCCUGUAUCUGAUGCUGCACGCGUUGUCGCGGCACUUUCUGAGAAGAAGGAAAACGAGUUUUAUUCCAUCGAUGCGAAUAGCUCGAUGACCGUGGAGUCCACCCUGCGAAUGCUCCGACUACUUCCCGAUGGGCUGGAUUUUAUCCUAGAAGCCCCCUGUGCGACACAUCGAGACACGGUAUCUCUUCGACGUCGAACCAAUGUGCCAAUCCUCACGGAUGAGCUUCUCACAGAUGAGCACUCGGCUAUACGGCUGGUUGCCGACGACGCGGCGGAAGGUCUGAACUUGAAAAUUUCCAAAGUUGGUGGUCUUACCCGAGCUCGCCGUAUCCGCGAUAUCGCUGUGGCUGCCGGAUAUACCAUUGUAACUCAGGAGACAUGCGGCUCGGAUAUUGCCUUCGCUGCUAUUGUUCACCUGGCUCAAACUAUCCCAGAGCGCAACCUACGACCAAUUCUAGAGUGCCGCGCAAUGCAUAUUCCCAAGACCGCGGAUGGCGACUAUGAGGUUCACGGAGGAUAUGUUAGGGCACCAAACGCGCCUGGGUUGGGUAUCACCCCUCGUUUGGAUGUUUUAGGCGAGGCAGUAGCUUCUUACUUGUAG
Molecule: messenger RNA, 1071 nt
Organism: Fusarium falciforme
Lineage: Eukaryota; Fungi; Ascomycota; Sordariomycetes; Hypocreales; Nectriaceae
Exons: 2
Coding region: 1-1071 (356 amino acids)
Source: RefSeq, a predicted model, not a curated record